AUGCCGACAGAAAUUGUUGCUCCGUCACCCGAGUCGAGCUGCUCCUUUGUUUUGACUACUGCAGCCUUCUUCCAGUUCUUGUUGCCAUUGAGAAGGGGCCCUCAAGCACAGACUCGACGAUCGUACUGCUUCGUACUGCUCAGCGGAUUUCCCGGUGUGGGUAAGAAGACGGUAGCCCAAAGCCUGCUUCGAUCGUUUCCCGAAGCGAGGCUUAUCGAUAAUCACCUUUUGAUAGAUGCUACUGCUGCAGUGUUGGAUAGGGAAGACGAGGCGUAUCAACCACUUCGUAAGGCAUUUAGAUCUGCUUUAUUUUCGACACUCUCUUCCUACCCUUCCUCCAUUCCACCGAUACUACUAUUCACCGAGUGUCAGUCAACCAAGUCAGGAGCUCAAGUGAUGAACGAGUGCCUCGAGUUCGCCAGCAGCACGCAGUCGAGGUUAAUAUCUAUCAUACUUGAAUGUUCAAUGGCUGAGAAUGUCAAGCGGCUGAUUGCGGAAGAUCGCAUGAAAGCAGGAAGCACCAAGUUGACGGAUAUUGAACUGUUGAAAUAUAUGAAGGACAAUUAUUCUAUUCAUCGAUAUGGAGACAGAGCGGAUAAGGACUGGGUAAUAGAUACGAGUGGGGAGAGUGUGGAAGAUGUGGUAAACGAUAUUAGGAUGAAAUUGAUCAGCGUAACCGAUACUACAUAA
This is a messenger RNA of Kwoniella mangroviensis CBS 8507, 690 nucleotides long. RefSeq lists its product as uncharacterized. The transcript has 4 exons. Lineage: Eukaryota; Fungi; Basidiomycota; Tremellomycetes; Tremellales; Cryptococcaceae. The record is from RefSeq and is a predicted model, not a curated record. Bases 1 to 690 code for a protein of 229 amino acids.